GGCGCAAGGUUCUCUCCUACUCUCGUGUCUCACAACUGUUGACUCUCCAGUCAACAGUUGACGUCGACAACUACACGUACCACAGCAAUAAACAAACACAGAAACCAACUAAUACUCCCAAUCAACAAAAAAAAAACAAUUAAAACAUAAACAUAAAUAAAUGAAAUUCGCGUGGCGAGUUGAGCAAAAAUAAAAUAAUAACUCUGUUGUUCUGUUCUGUUUUGUUUCAUUUGUUAUGUUUUGUGUUAUGACAAUUAAAAAAAACAGUGAGAUAAUAUCCCAGUGAGAGUAAUAAUAAUUAACCAUUGAAGGGGAGAAAGAAAUCUUCAAGAUUGCUCCCAACGCCAGGAAGUCCGCACAUGGCUCCAACUUGCCAGACGGCGGAAUAGUUCCAAUCACCAUGACGAUGGACGUGAGCAAGUCGGAGACGAGUAAAAAUGGCUCCGCACAGCAGGAAUGUGCGGGAUGUGGAAAAAUAAUUACUGAGAGGUACCUCCUAAAGGCCUUGGAUUUAUACUGGCACGAGGAUUGUUUAAAGUGUGGCUGCUGUGACUGUCGAUUAGGUGAAGUAGGCUCAACCCUCUACCAAAAAGCCAACCUAAUUCUCUGUAAAAGGGAUUACUUAAGACUGUUCGGUAAUACAGGCUACUGUGCAGCAUGUUCAAAAAUAAUACCGGCCUUCGAGAUGGUAAUGAGGGCACGUGCAAACGUCUACCAUUUAGAGUGUUUCGCCUGUCAACAGUGCAAUCACCGGUUCUGCGUGGGGGAUAGGUUUUAUCUGUGUGAGAAUAAAAUACUUUGUGAAUAUGAUUAUGAGGAGAGACUGGUAUUCGCUAAUAUGGCACUACAUCCACCGGCGUCGUUGGCGCAUAUCAAGAGACAAUUACCACCUACACCACCUGGCAAUGGACAGAGUCUUCAUCCGGGCCAUAAUCAGAUGCAGCAUCAACAUCCUUCACAGACUAUGGGACAAUCUAUUCAACACAAUCAUGUCAAUGGUCAAAUGUCAGGUCAAACCCCCACAGUUAACGGCAACAUGAGUAUAGGGCCACGAGGCCCAGGUGACAUGAACAACAAUGGUCUCUCAGGUCCGGGAAUAGGAGCAGUGAAAGCCCCCCCAAUGUCAAUGCCAGCGCCGACCAGCUGAGACGAGGUAUCACCGCCGAUGAAAAAACUACGGUGUCUCGACGGCUACUAAAUCUCCCUCAUCCCGAGGGAUCAUAACGUCCAACAGAAACCACAAAAAUCCAAAAAAUCACAACAAAGAAGAAACCGCAAUACCAAAAUCACCAACAAGCAAUUUAAAUAAAAAAAACAAAACUUGUUGAACAAUAUCUGCGAUAAUUCGCAGUGUUACUUCGCUGUGAUCGUGAAUUGGACAAAGUGAUAGUGAUUAAGAGAGUAAAAUUGUACAUUAAUCUAGUUAAGGUCGCGGUUUAUGUAAGAUAUUUUUCAGAAAUGGAGACCAUUAUCACAGAUUUGUAAAUAAUUGUGAACUGAGUGGAUGGAGAAUCAGAGUAUUUGAUUAUCUGGGGGGGGAGGGGUAUACGAUUGUGACUCGAGACGAAGCCAUGGGUAACCCAUACAGCUAAAACCAAAGAACGUAAUCAUAAGAGUAAAAGCGAUCGAUCGAUCGACGAUCAUGUUUUAUUUGAUUUAACUGAUACCAUUGAAAUGAAAAUACUGAGGUGGAGGCAAAGGAUGCAACUCACGAGUGAUAAAACCGAUGUUUUAGUCAUAGAACAGAUACCAAACGAAAUGAAAUACCAAGUUAAUGAAAAAGAAAGUCUGCAUGCACCAAAGAACAAUCCAAUUGAUCAUUUCAACCGAAUGGGGAUAUUUCCUGGAUUUUCCCCUCUUGUAUUCGAUUAUUUACGACACAAACUGCGCAGAUGAUAAUUUCAAAGCCCUCGGAUGACGGAAAAAUUGCAGGAAGUACCCCUAUCCCUAAAAAUUUUGUUCGCAAUUUCACUUGAAUUUAAGGAAUACAUAAGAACUCAGAAUGAGAUGAACCUCUCUGUAUACUCGAGUACAAAAACCAAUUCGCUGUAUAAAUGCACUUAAUGUAAAUGAUUCUGAUUGAGUGAGUGAGUGAGAGAGAGAGAGAGAG
This is a messenger RNA of Diachasma alloeum, 2110 nucleotides long. RefSeq names its product LIM domain only protein 3. The transcript has 5 exons. Gene Ontology annotation, molecular function: DNA-binding transcription factor binding; transcription coactivator activity. The record is from RefSeq and is a predicted model, not a curated record. Gene Ontology annotation, cellular component: nucleus. The coding region runs from base 401 to 1147 and encodes 248 amino acids. Lineage: Eukaryota; Metazoa; Arthropoda; Insecta; Hymenoptera; Braconidae. Gene Ontology annotation, biological process: positive regulation of transcription by RNA polymerase II.